AUGAUCCUGCCGAAGCUACUUAGCGAUGAGUCGUCCAUCAAGUUCGUCACCAAGGGGCCGUGCAAUGGCAGGUUCGGAUCCAAGCUUAGGCCUCCCCAAGACGGUGACGUAUCCGAAGGUGACGUAUCCACAGAAUUCUCUAUUGACGAGCCCGUUAAGCUAUCCACUAUGAUGGCCAGUGGUUUCAUCAUCUUUAAAGUAGUUAGCGAGAAUGGCGAAUAUCUUAUCGUCCUUGACGCCACGAAGAAUGCUGCGACAGGUCAUGCUGAGAGGAAAGCACAGAACCUCAAGUAUCUUUGUUGCCUUGACCUACCCAGCAUGGAUCCUGAAGAUACCCAGAACAUGAAUGAGAAGGCGCUCUCAGGUCGGAAACCUGUGAGAAACCUGUGA
Messenger RNA from Pseudomassariella vexata, 390 nucleotides. RefSeq lists its product as uncharacterized. The coding region runs from base 1 to 390 and encodes 129 amino acids. Lineage: Eukaryota; Fungi; Ascomycota; Sordariomycetes; Amphisphaeriales; Pseudomassariaceae. The transcript has a single exon. The record is from RefSeq and is a predicted model, not a curated record.